CAGGGAGAGAGAGUGGGGAGUAUAGACAUAUGCUUGUGUGAGUAGUUUGUUUUGUUUUGUUUUUGAGCUUUAAAGAAGCCAGCAUAUUGUGGAACUAUAACAAUACACUUUGAAUUGGUUGAGAAACCAAAUUUAAAGCCCCAGACAUGCCCAAAAAUCCACACGAACAAGAUCACGAUUAUUACCUAGAGGACUUCGAUCCAGCUGAUUUGAUCGAGGAAGUGUAUGACUAUGAAUAUGAGAUAAUACAGGACAUUGAGACGCUAGAAACCAAGCCAGAGGCAGAGGCAGAGUCACAGGCAAAGUCAGAAACAGAGCCAAAGGCAACUGUUCCAGCCAAACGCCGAUUGGCAAAGAAACCUCCGUAUAUCUGCCCAGAAUGUAACAAAUCGUUUUCGGUAAAUAGCCGCCUGGUCGAACAUAUGCGCGUCCACACGGGUGAACGACCCUUCCAAUGUCCUCAAUGUCCAGCCCGAUUCGCCCAGCGUUCCAACUGGAGCACCCACAUACGUCACACCCAUAACAAGGAGACUCCCUAUAAGUGUUCCGAAUGCAAUCGUUCCUACGUCCGACGUCGUCUGCUCGAUCAGCAUGUAAAGACAGUUCAUAUGCAUUUGCGUGAUCUCCGUUGCCAGCUGUGUGAGGCCACCUUUAGUCAUCCGGUUAACUACAAGAAGCACAUGAUCUCGCAUAUCGGAGAGAAGGCCUUUUCCUGUGAGGUUUGCGGCAAGCAGUUUGGCCGUGCCGAGAAUCGAGAUAUACAUCGUUUCCUUCAUAGCAAUAGCAAGCCCUAUUCCUGCACUGUAUGCCAGGCGGGUUACACGAGGAAGCAGCAUCUGAUGCUGCACAUCCAGGCCACUAAGCACGAGAAUGACACAAUCGUGAGACAAAAGCCAUCCUGUUCUGCAAUGGAGAAGCAGAGAAACGAAGACGAAGAAGCAGUGGAUGACGUCGAGUAUAUUUCAGACUUCGAGCAGCAGAAAACCCAGAAACAUGAAAUGGCAGACGAUGAUGGAGAGGAGGAAAACGUCGAGUUCAUUUCAGAUUUGGAGCAGCAGAAAAAUGAGAAAAUUGAAAUGGCAGAAGGUGAAGAAGUCGAGUACAUUUUUGACUUGGAGGAGCAGAAAAACGAGAAAAUUGAAAUGGCAGAAGAAGAAGAAGUCGAGUACAUUUUUGAAUUGGAUCAGCAGGAAAAUGUGAAAAUUGAAAUGACAGAAGAGGAAGAAAACGUCGAGUAUCUUUCAGACUUGGACUGAUUAAGUUGAGCAGAAAAUAAACUCUCUUCUUAAUAGUCUCCAAUGGUUUUCCAAUGAAGUUAACAUUAACAAUUCAAUGAAGUUUGGAUAUGGAUAUAUAUAUUUUUCCACCCUCUUAAACAUACACACAGUACACAUGAAGUCAUAAUAAUAAUUUUUAGUUAAUUAAUGAUGUGAAAUAAAUGAAGAAUUUGACAUACAA
Drosophila willistoni is the source of this 1458-nucleotide messenger RNA. RefSeq names its product zinc finger protein 184. Gene Ontology annotation, cellular component: nucleus. NCBI's taxonomy places the organism in Eukaryota, Metazoa, Arthropoda, Insecta, Diptera, Drosophilidae. The record is from RefSeq and is a predicted model, not a curated record. The coding region runs from base 147 to 1256 and encodes 369 amino acids. The transcript is spliced from 2 exons.